GAAUUUAGAUAAUACAUAAAACUCAAGAUGAUUCUUGUUGUUUUUAUUUUGACUGCACUUGAAAUAACUUUUUCAACUACGCAAACAACUACCUCAACUGAACCAAGUCAGUGUAUAAUUUUUCCAAACUUACCUAUAUGUUUGCUAACUACGACGACAAUAACAUCCAUAUCUGAUUCAACAACUACGAAGGACAUCACGACUACUGCAGCAUCUCCUACAACACCUGAAGACUUGAUAACAACCACACUUGCUCCUGCAACCACUGAAAAAGUACCCACCACGACAGAAGAACUAAGUACAAGUGAAUCAAUUCUGUGUAAAAAUGUUCCGAAUUUACCAAUAUGUUUGCAAAGUACGACGACAAUAACUUCCAUAUCUGAUUCCACAACAACUGAAGACUUGAAAACAACCACUGAAAAUAUACCCAUAACCACAAAUGCGCCCACAACGUCAGAAGAACUAAGUACAACUGAAUCAAUUCUGUGUACAAAUUUUCCGAAUUUACCAAUAUGUUUGCAAAGUACGACGACAAUAACUUCCAUAUCUGAUUCCACAACUACAAAGGACAACAACGCAACUACAGCAUCUCCUGCAACAACUGAAGACUUGAAAACAACAACACUUGCUCCUACAACGUCAGAAGAACUAAGUACAACUGAAUCAAUUCUGUGUACAAAUUUUCCGAAUUUACCAAUAUGUUUGCAAAGUACGACGACAAUAACUUCCAUAUCUGAUUCCACAACUACGAAGGACAACAACGCAACUACAGCAUCUCCUGCAACAACUGAAGACUUGAAAACAACAACACUUGCUCCUACAACGUCAGAAGAACUAAGUACAACUGAAUCAAUUCUGUGUACAAAUUUUCCGAAUUUGCCAAUAUGUUUGAAAAGUACAACGACAAUAACUUCCAUAUCUGAUUCCACAACUACGAAGGACAACAACGCAACUACAGCAUCUCCUGCAACAACUGAAGACUUGAAAACAACAACACUUGCUCCUACAACGUCAGAAGAACUAAGUACAACUGAAUCAAUUCUGUGUACAAAUUUUCCGAAUUUACCAAUAUGUUUGCAAAGUACGACGACAAUAACUUCCAUAUCUGAUUCCACAACUACGAAGGACAACAACGCAACUACAGCAUCUCCUGCAACAACUGAAGACUUGAAAACAACCACACUUGCUCCUACAACCACUGAAAAUAUACCGGAAGUCUCUUCUACAACGACUGAAGAACCAUCGACCACUUUAGCUUCAACAACCACUGAAGAAGUAACAACAACUACGACCGCGGCAGUAACAACAACCACUACUGCUCCCACUAUCACUGAAGAAUUGACAACAACAACAAUUGCUCCUACAACCACUUCUUCAGCUCCAACGACUACUGAGGAAAACUCUACAACUUCUGAAGAAAUAACAACUACAACUUCGGCAAAAACCACAGAAUCAACAACGACAGCUCCCUCCAGCUCUCAGGCUCAACACCACCACCAUUACCACCACGAAGUGAUUGGACCUCCACAUCGACCUCCACCUUUUCCAAUCCUUGGAUCCUUGCCUGUGGCAGAUUCUGCUGCAAUUGCGAUACUACCUAUUCGGCGUCCACCUCCAAUCCCUGCAUUUCCUAGACCACCACCAAGACCACCACCAAGACCACUACCAAGACCACCACCAAGACCACUACCAAGACCACCACCAAGACCACUAAGACCACUACCAAGACCACCACCAAGACCACACCCCUUUGGAAAUUUGGUUGGAUAA
This is a messenger RNA of Drosophila erecta, 1770 nucleotides long. RefSeq names its product proteoglycan 4. The record is from RefSeq and is a predicted model, not a curated record. Bases 28 to 1770 code for a protein of 580 amino acids. The transcript is spliced from 2 exons. Lineage: Eukaryota; Metazoa; Arthropoda; Insecta; Diptera; Drosophilidae.